Messenger RNA from Striga hermonthica, 471 nucleotides. NCBI's taxonomy places the organism in Eukaryota, Viridiplantae, Streptophyta, Magnoliopsida, Lamiales, Orobanchaceae. The record is from the annotation of a GenBank genome assembly.
AUGGCGGAAAAUCCGGCUGCGAUCCAGCUAACCGUGGAGGAGGAAGUCGAGAGGAUCUUCAGGAAGUUCGACAGCAACGGCGACGGCAGGAUCUCGCUCACCGAGCUCGGCGCCAUACUCAACGGCCUCGGCUCCGAGACUCCGCCUGACGAGGUGGCGCGGAUAAUGUCGGAGCUCGACACCGACGGCGACGGAUUCAUCGAUCUGAAGGAAUUCAAGGCCUUCCACUGCGGCGGCGCCGGCGACGGCGUCGAGGCCGACAACAAGCAGUUGAAGGAGGCGUUCGAUCUGUACGACCAGGACAAGAACGGGAAGAUCUCGGCGAAUGAGCUGCACGCGGUGCUGCGUAGCCUGGGGGAGAAGUGCUCGCUCAGGGACUGCCGCCAGAUGAUCAGCAACGUUGACGCCGACGGCGACGGCUGUGUCAACUUCAAGGAGUUCAAAAAGAUGAUGACUAGGAGCUCCACAUGA